AGAACUGCAUCAGCGUCGAGCAAAAGCGCCAUUUCGGAAGCUCGUCUGCGCAGGGCUGUAGGUCCUGGGGCUGCCCGGGUGAAACGUGCCCGCAGCGUCAGGGACUGGGGGGCGGGGGCCGAGCCUCAUCACAAAAGGCACCGGCGCCCUGCGAGCCCUUGGACUUAGUCUUGUUCGGGGCAGCUGAAGGGGGAACCUGAUUGGCUCCAUAUUUGAGGUCUAUUUGGUGCCUCGCCGACGGCUCCAGAAAACACUGCACCCGUAUAUUCGCUGCUGAAGUAGAUCAGCUGGGCGGGGGGUACAGGACUGAGGGAGGUGGGCAGAAGACAGGUUUUUUUCCCAUUAACUUUUUCUCCCCCGAACUCACCGCUCUGUGUGUGUGUGUGUGUGUGUGUGUGUGUGUGCGCGUGCACACGCAUGUGUUUGUAAAGCUAGUGUAAAAGGAUUAUCUGAUUUAGCAUAAAAUUUUUAAAAACAGUUCAUUGGGUUUUUUCCCCUCUUUCCCUCUUUGGAAUAGUACCUGAGAAGAAUAGCCAGCUUUUCUUCUGGGUUAUUCAGUAGCUUUACUGUAAUAAGAGAGGAAAUCAAAUCUUAAUUCUGAGCUGUGCCUUCAUGCAUUUACCCUUCACGAUAAGUGCCCCAGUGCCUCUUUACAUAGCUUGUCACACACGCAGAGUAAGGAAUAGAGCAAUAACAAGGGUAUCCCAUUUACUGCUUUAAUGGGUUAGACUAUAUCCACCUAUUUUUUUUAAAGACACUUCCUCAGUAAAGGAACAAACUCAAUACCAAGCUCACAGUGUUUUUUACAUUAGAGUAUUAGCAGUUUACUCAACGGUCUUUGCCUUAUUUCCUGAUUUUUUUGUAUUAAGGAAGCCAAGUGAGGGAGACAUCUAUAAAAUCUGAUGUUCAUCUUCAUAGACUUUACUUAUAGCAAGUUUGAGAACCAUUUUUCUAGUGUCUGUGUGGAGGGUGAAAAGUAGGAGUAGGAAACUCACACGAUGAGCUGUUGUCACUAGCAGAACAUUGGAGGUGACCUAGAUGUUCAUCCUGCUUAAGUCACGUUCGUCCCACAGAGCAGCCCCACGCGGUGGUUGGAAGGGCACAGCAGCCUAGCAGGCCUCGAAAUAGAACAGUUCUCUUAGAUAUAUUUCUAAGUGAAAAAGAAAAGUUGAUCAGCAGUGAGUUGCAGUAAACGGUCAUUUAUGUUUCAAGACAAAAAGGGCAUAUACAAGAUCUCUCUCCACAUAUAAAGAUAGAAAAGCGUGUUCAUCGAAUGUGUCUGGAAGGGGUCCCCCUGGGACAGGGAUGGGGGGAGUGCAUUCUCAUUCUUUUCUGGACACUGUGAAUGUGUCCCCUGUGCAUAUAUGAAUCAGAAAGAUAAAUUCAUUCUCAAGAGGUUAUUUGAGUGGCUGCUCUUAGGAAUGUUCAGGUAAGGUCUCGGGAGAGAGGAGGGAUGGGUUUCAGCCGUGCUGGAAGGUGGUCCUGGAGGAGCUCGGGGACUAAUGGGACACAGGGCAUGGCGGGGGGACAAAGGGCGACUCUCCAGUUUCUAACAGGACGACGAGUGGGGCAUGCGGGCAUGCCCCAUACGGGGGGAGGAGGCGCCCGGGGAGACGGGUGUUGAGCCAGUGUCUCAGUCACAAGUGCCCGCAAGUGCCCCAGCCAUGAGCAGUCAGCUGUAGUUCAGAAAGAGGACACGGGCGGGGCAGAAGCUGCAAUCUGGCGGUCGUGGCGAGGGGGAGAGGAAGGUCCAGGCAGCUGGGGCCGGGACCCGCCUCCCAGCCUGGUCAGCCGUCACCUCCAUCCAGCUGCUGACUGCCUUCCCCAGCAGCACACUCAGAUCACGGGCAGGAAGGUAAUGUCUUCAUUCUCUGUGCCCUGGAAAGUAGUAAAACCAUCAGUGUGAGGAGAACGUCUAGCUCGUAUGUUCAGACACGUUUAUUAAGUGCUUUACGGUCAGCCUUCAGGACAAGAGCACGCGUCGUCAUGGUGUUCAGACAGGACCUGAGUUUUGGCCACUCUGCCGUUUGGGUGUGAAGACAGAUGGCACACACGCACACAUGCGCACACACAUGCACACACAUGCACACACACAGGGAGUGGGGGCAAAGGGAGAUUCAUGACCCACAGAGUGAGGCCGCCUGUGAGAGACAGGACAGAGAGGGCCCUGGGAUGUGGUGCUCGGGGUGGGCCAGCAUGGGGGUCUCCGUCCCCCUGGUUCUGGAGAGGGGCACCAUCACCUUCACCACCACCAUGACCACCUGCACCACCACCAUCACCACCAUCAUCACCACCACCAUCACCUUCACCACCACCACCAUCACCACCACCAUCACCUUCAUCACCACCUCCACCACCACCGCCAUCAUCGCCACCACCAUCACCUUCAUCACCACCAUCACCACCACCACCAUCAUCACCACCACCAUCACCAUCAUCACCACCACCAUCACCUCCACCACCACCGCCAUAAUCGCCACCACCACCACCACCACCUCCACCACCACCACCAUCGCCACCACCAUCACCUUCAUCACCACCAUCACCACCAUCAUCACCACCACCACCUUCACCAACAUCAUCACCACCACCAUCACCUUCACCACCACCACCAUCACCACCACCAUCACCUUCAUCAUCACCAUCACCACCACCAUCACCAUCACCACCAUCCCCACCUUCACCGUCACCAUCACCUCCACCACCACCACCGUCACCACCACCAUCACCAUCAUUACCACCACCAUCACUUCCACCACCAUCACCUCCACCUCCACCGCCAUCACCUCCACCACCAUCACCCUCAUCACCACCACCAUCACCCUCAUCACCACCACCAUCACCACCACCACCAUCACCUCCACCACCACCGCCAUCAUCGCCACCACCACCAACAUCAUCACCACCACCAUCACCAACAUCAUCACCACCAGCAUCACCUCCAUCACGAUGACCACCUCCACCACCAUCACCACCAUCAUCACCACCAUCACCAUAACCGCCUCCACCACCAUCAUCAUCACCACCACCAUCACCUUCACCAUUACCACCAAACAGAAGAAAGAUUUUCUUUUAAUGGGGGAUGGGGGGGAGAGAAAAUCCACAUGCUCUGCAUACAGCUUUGACCAUAGGAAACUUUUUAAUAAAUUCAGGCUUUGAACUCUCUAGAAA
This is a messenger RNA of Lagenorhynchus albirostris (white-beaked dolphin), 3171 nucleotides long. RefSeq lists its product as uncharacterized. The coding region runs from base 2044 to 3159 and encodes 371 amino acids. The transcript is spliced from 2 exons. The record is from RefSeq and is a predicted model, not a curated record. NCBI's taxonomy places the organism in Eukaryota, Metazoa, Chordata, Mammalia, Artiodactyla, Delphinidae.